Messenger RNA from Amphibalanus amphitrite, 5106 nucleotides. RefSeq names its product protein tyrosine phosphatase domain-containing protein 1-like. Gene Ontology annotation, molecular function: protein tyrosine/serine/threonine phosphatase activity. The record is from RefSeq and is a predicted model, not a curated record. Gene Ontology annotation, biological process: cilium assembly; protein dephosphorylation. The coding region runs from base 784 to 2838 and encodes 684 amino acids. Lineage: Eukaryota; Metazoa; Arthropoda; Thecostraca; Balanomorpha; Balanidae. The transcript is spliced from 13 exons.
CACAUACAAACACACGUCACCGGUCGGGUCCUUGGGCCGGGGGGUCGGCAGACGGUGGCCGCGGGCCGCCGUUGGCGACGGUCGGUGCACGUGUCCCCUCCUUUGGGGGCAUCGAGCCGCUGCCGACGGCGGGGGCACGGCUACUGGCGCAGCCCAUAUCGACCGGGCCAGGUCGGCGACGCGUCGCUGCCGACCUCAGUGGUCACAGGUGGGUGGUGCGAGCGAGCCGCAGCCCCGGGCCAGCCGCCGGCGGCGCCCCGGCCGGCCCGUCACCCGAUCGGGGACCGUUCGGUGAGCGGACACCCCAGUGAUGCCCAACGGCGAUCGCAGAGUGUUGUCAGACGAGAUGUGCCUGUGACAUACACGGUGGCUGGUUGAGUGACGCGUCAUUGUUCUGUGGCCGUGCUAAGGUCAGCACCGCAAGUCUGCUGUCAGGCGUUUCAAGUCAUGCAGUAAGGUGCUUGUGACAUCUAACAUUUCUUAUAAACUCUCCUCUGCUCUCUAGCUCCUUGCAUCGAAAACCUCUUCCAGGCUCGAAGACUGCUCAGUUAUUUCCUUCUUACUGCAUUUCUCGAGUAAGCUCAUAAUCUCAAGCUAAUUUACCGUCUCCUCUCGCCAAAUCUCUCCUUACCUUCCCCGUUACCGUCUGAGUUCCGUCCCUGCCGUCGUGUCGGUGCUCUCGGUGAUUUUCUUCUGCUGUAGCUCUGCCCAGCCGGUCGCUGGGCCCUCUGGAACUCGCCCCUGGAGCACGCACCAGGUCGACGGCCACGACGGCUUGACCCCAUGCAGAACGGAGACCGACAGUCGGAGGCCACAAUGACCCACACCCGUCCUCCGGAGCUGCUGGCUCUGAGGCCAGCCGCGCUCAUCCGUCCCUCCGACGAGACGCCGACGGUGCAGCCCAACUACAACAUGUUCUCGGAGAGCGUGCGCACGGUGACACCCAACGAGCUGCAGUGCUCUAUGUUCUGCGGCGGCAAACGGUGCAAGUAUGAGAGCGGCCGAGAGUGGAGUGAGAGCGAGAUGGCCGUCGACGGCAUCUACUCGCACUGGAUCACGGACGACAUUUUGGCGAUGGCGAGGCCGAACACCAAGACAAUCAGAGAAAAGAGCACAAUCGAGCACUUCCGACGGCUGGGGAUCCGGUCUUUGGUCAACCUUCAGCUACCCGGCGAGCACUCCCACUGUGGCACUAUUGAACAGAGCGGCUUCACAUACGACCCCAAUAUUUUCAUGACCAAUGACGUGUUUUUCUACAAUUUUGGAUGGAAGGACUACGGCGAGCCGUCGCUAGCGGGCAUUUUGGACAUCACCAAAGUGCUGGCAUUUGCACUCACCCAGGGAAAAGUGGCCAUUCAUUGCCAUGCAGGGCUGGGCCGGACGGGCGUCAUCAUCGCCUGCUACCUGGUCUACUGGCUCAGGGUGAAGGCCAACGACGCCAUCCGCUACGUGAGGUUGAAGCGGCCGAACGCCGUGCAGACCAGGGGACAGAUCCUGGCCGUGCAAGAGUUCGAGCAGUUCAUCCUUCCACAGCUGGUCGUCUUCUCAAACAAGGAGCUGGUGAAGGACCGGGACAAGAAGAAGGAGCACCCGGAGUUCACACUGGCCCAGUGUCUGAGUCGCCAGAGGCACGUCCUGCACGGCUAUGAGGCACGAGUGCUGCGACACAUACCCAAGCUGGUAUACGUUCUCUGUGAGCGGCUGGUGCGACUCUGCGAGCCCGUCUCCCGCUCGCGGUCCGGAGGUCUGUUCAGCGCGGCUCCCGACUACCGGGUCGGGUCGCCGAGCUUCACGGCGUUCUUCAUCGCCGCCCGCCUGCAGGGGGAGACGGCCAGCACUCUCAGCUACUCGCAAAUGAGCACGAUGCCCGUCACCAGCCCGUCCGACUCGCCCGUGCCUCACGGUUCGGACAGUUUGAACGGCUCCCGGCUCGGGUCGACUGUGGAUGACACCAGUCUGGACUCGGUGCUCGAUGACGGCAUCCACAACCAGAGUCUGGCGCAGAACGACGUCUACCACGAGAUGAUGUCGCAGGUGGACCUCCGCAAGGCGGCCGAGGACGAACAGAUCCAGAGGGUACCGGUGACCGCCAUUUACGACGCGCUGCUGGUGGACCACGCCCUCCUCGGUCCCGAGUUCAACAAACGCAUCAAGAGCUUCCGAUUGGAGCUCAACAUCCGCCAGUCAGCCUGGGAGAAGCUCGGCACCGAGACGGACCUCAAGGUUCUCACUGGUUUACUAUUUACUUGGCUGGAGCACCUCAAGACACCGAUACUGGACAAGGAAUACCUAACAUACAUAGUGCUGGCGCCUGGAAAAAUUGACUACUGCUUCACCAAGCAGGACAAGGACACCCGGUUCACGGUGGAGUACCUGGUGCGGUUCAUAUCGCGCCUGCAGCCGCUGACGCCCGACCAGCAGAAGAGCCUGCUCUUGCGAGUUGCGGCAGCCCUCACCCAGCAGGGGGUUCCCGUGGAGGGAACUCUGAAGCCUGCAGGUAAGGGCUACUCCAAGAUGCGAGAGGGCACUCUGCGAAAGCUGACCGAGUUCAUGGAGACACUUCUGGAGCUGGUUAGUCUGGAGACGGCCCGGCCGGGCACGCACGUGCCGGCCCGGUCGCUGGACGACGAGCCGUCGGCGCACGGCAAACACUCCAGUCUGGCGCGGGCCACGCUCACACACUCGCACUCGGAGGAGACCGCCGCCAGCCGGCGGAUGCGGCCGCUGCACACACCCCACAGCUCGGCCAGCAGCUCGAGCCACUCGCCCUCGCCCACCGCCGACGAAACUCUUCAGGAGCAGCCACCGCGCGCGUCGUCGUCAGGAAAUGAUCCCUGAGUGUGGCACUGUCAGAGCGCGAGCGCGGGCGCGGGGCGCACGGAGUAGCCCUGAGACGUAGACCACUUGGUCUGUGCCUGAGAGACAAUCGGGUAAAGUGAGAACGGAUUAACAGCGAUAAAACUGUACCGUGCUGGGAUUCGAACUCGACUUUCCGUCCUAAGAGCCGUCCGAUGUGUCGCGCUAGCGGUACGUAUCGCCACAAUCCAAAUGUGAUUUUGGUAUCUAUAUAGGCGUGCCAGAGAUACUACAGAGUGCAUGCAGGAUCGUUAGGCAUCCGUAUAAAUACUGGGCCAGUCACGGUGGUCGCCGGGGGUCUACAGCUCGCUGAUCCGCUUCGACAAAGGGCCGAGCUCAGUUGUGACGGCACUCAACACGGAGCCAGAGUGAACGUGCCUAGUAUACCGCCGGGUCUUCAGUAUGAUAUGCAAAGUGCUUCUUCAUUAUUAACGGAUGAACACUGUUAUCUUUGGUGCAUUAAGUACGCUGUUUUUCAUAUGGAUCUGCCAAUGCUUACGAUUGAUUGGUUUCAUAGGGGUACCUAUUCCCGGAUGUUAUGCUUGGAGACGUUAUCGUUUUUGCGUUUCAAGCGUUUUAGCGACUUACAAGGAAGUCAGUGCUGCUCGAGAACUUUAUUGUCCGAUAUUGUUUGACUGUAAAAUAUCGGCAGACAGUACUUACGGAUUUCAUUUAAGAUUUGCUAUAGAUAAAACGUCACCCUGCGAAAGAUUAGUGAGCUCUUUUCAAUUGCCGCUCUCUUAUUUAAGAUUUCAGGUCAUGCAACGAAAGAUAAAUGGUUCGACAUAAAUCAUUGGUAUUGUUAUGAAAAACUUUAACUUCAGACGCAGUAGGUAUACCUAUCCACAAAAAAACAUUUUCGAAUGCUGAAAUUAUGUUAGAUUAUACCUAUGAAUAUUUUCUAAACUCUGAAAUUACAGCUCAUAAAUAACACAAACCUUAUAAAAUGCCAAAAUAUUUAGCUCAGAUGCAUUGUAUGUAUCAGCCUUUAUUAAUGUCGACAUAAUUCACGCAUUUUUUAUCAAGCUCCUGUAGAGAUUCAGAGUUAUGACCUCCAGUGCUUGAUUGAGAGUUGAAUGAAAUGUUGCGAGAAGCGCCUAUAGUGCAUCGACGAUCGGGCGACGGAAGGGAUUCGCGCAGUAUUUACUCGAGAAUAUAGCUGUGAAACGCUGCUUUUCAGUUCAUAUCAAUGCUACACUCCAGAUGGCAGAUGUUCUUGUGUUGCUGAUGUUAAACCAUUGCAGUUGUUCUACUUUGAUACACUUUUGCUACGUUUGCCUUAAUAAUUCAUGCCAACUCUGCAAAACGGACAAUCGUUCCGUAGACUCAUGUCGUAGUGGCUUUAGUUAUGCAUGAGUAUUGACUAAGCUAUUUCAUGGACUAUGGAGCGUCUUAUGCAAUCGAAUCGAAUUGUGUUAUGAAAUAGUUAUGUCAUGCCGACUUCUAGUCCAUUCUUGCAGGAGGCAAAAGGAGUACCUAGAUCUGACUAUACUGUGCAUACAAAUUUGAGUUAUUAGGGUGUGCAGUAUUGAAAUGAGCGUAAAUUGUAUGUGACAUUGCCUAAAUAGGUACGUCUUCGCUAGAUGGGCUGGAAGCGUUAAAUCAUUCGUGUCUGUUUUUGGAAAAAUGUCGUUGUUUUAAUGAAUGACAGCAGUAAAUCCUGAAAUCACAAUGGUCAGGUAACAACCUCAAGUCCAAAUUGACGCAUCUUUGCGGCAGAACCUUCAAUUUCAUGACUGUUUACGAGCUAUUCAAGCCAUUUUCUCCAAGGGAAAAUAGUUUGGUACGCCCUAGGUACUUACUUAUCCAUAUAUCUAGUUCUAGGUUUUAACUUAAAAUUUACUUCAGUUCCUAUCCUUCUAUCUCCCUAUAGCUAUGCAAUAGGUAUGCUAUAAGUUUAUUAUUAGCGCCAUAUCUCCCAAUGACAGCCGUCAUUGAUAUCAUCCCAAGAUUGCCCAAGAGCUAGAUAUAAGAGAAACUAGCCACCGAGAGACCUUUGUUGAGCUGAGCUAAGUCAUGAGCAAUUAAGCAUUGCAUUGCGGUUGGCGGGCGGUUGACAGCGCAGCUGGUGGGCCGUGCGGCGUUUCGUCUCUGCCUGUAUAGAUCGGACGGACAAUGGCCAGGCCACCUUUUGCCCUUUUCACUUGGGCCUGCUGCGGUAGCCAGUGCCUACCUGUGCUCAGAAGCCCGAGGAUUAGACGGCACAUUGUUCGUUGUUAUGUACGUACCUAAUAAUAAAAAACGUGCGGA